Molecule: messenger RNA, 4219 nt
Organism: Scophthalmus maximus (turbot)
Lineage: Eukaryota; Metazoa; Chordata; Actinopteri; Pleuronectiformes; Scophthalmidae
Gene: tmem266
Product: transmembrane protein 266
Exons: 11
Coding region: 770-2410 (546 amino acids)
Biological process (GO): transmembrane transport; monoatomic ion transport
Cellular component (GO): plasma membrane
Molecular function (GO): voltage-gated channel activity; monoatomic ion channel activity
Source: RefSeq, a predicted model, not a curated record
GAAAGAGAGAGAGAGAGAGAGAGAGAGAGAGAGAGAGAGAGAGAGAGAGAGGCCUCCGUGGCUCAACACGGGGAACAUAGACAUCUCUGAGUGCGUCGGUGUGUUUCUUGUUUCAAUCCAGCCAGGUUUCCUCCGCGGUGACGUCCCUCGCGCUCGUCUCACAUCUGUCACCGCUGGAUCGCGUUGUUGGGCUGUUGUUGUUGUUGUUGUUGUUGUUGUUGUUGUUGGUGGGUUUUUGUUUUUUUUUUGGUUUUCAGCACCUGGACAGCUCCCGGUCGUGAACCUCCUCUUCCGACCGGGCACAUGGAGUCCCCCGGUGUGGCCAAGAUGUCAGCGGCCGCCUGAUCCGGCUGCGCGGCCCCGUCGUCGUCGUCGUCGUCUCCUCCGCGGGAGGAUGGUGCGCUCGGUCCGGAGCAGGUGUUUCCAUCGCGCGCUGUCUGCUGACGGGCGACACGGGCUGCUCGGCCGACGCACAGCUGAAGGGGAUCGCAGCCCACAUACAGCGAGAUCCGAUCUCCCCUCACGCUCAUCAUCAUCAUCAGCAGCAGCAGCAGCAGCAGCAGCAGCAGCAGCAGCACCGGCGAGCGGGGAGAUAUAACCAUCAUCUCUGCGAGGGCAAAGGAGUCACGACACCACUCUGCACAAUGUAGAGCGAUAAAACACAAAGAAAAAAGGUGUGGAAGGAGCCAGGUCUCUGCGGUGGUGAAAUCACAUUUCACACUUGAGGUCAGUUAUUGUGGACGUCUACUUGCAGCAACAAGACCUCAACAUGAGCAAUUCCCACGCUCCUCCACGGGCUGGAGCCUCAGAGCUGGAGGUGAUCUCCCAGCAGGUGGAGGAGGACAACCAGUGCGUGGCCCCUGUCCAACUGGUGGGUUUCGCCUACAGAGACUUGCCUCUGGCUGCCCUGGACAUAUCCCUUGCCGGAUCCCAGCUCAUCUCAAACCCAGACGAAGAGGACAACAGAGAUGGGUCCAACUGGCUGAAGCCGUGCUGUGGGAGAAGGGCAGCGCUGUGGCAGGUCUGCCUGCUGUCGGCGGGCUUCAACUGUUUCCUGGUGGCCUGUGUCAUCCUGGUGGUGCUGCUGCUGACGCUGGAGGUGCUCAUAGACACCAAGCUGCUGCAGUUUAAUAAUGCGUCGCAGUUCGCCAGCAUCAUCCACUGGAUCAGCCUGGCUGUCCUCUCCGUGUUCUUCACCGAGACGGUGUUCAGGAUCGUGGUGUUGGGGAUAUGGGAUUACAUAGAGAACAAAGUAGAGGUGUUUGAUGGAGCUGUCAUCGUCCUAUCUCUGGCCCCCAUGGUGGCCUCCACAGUGGCCAACGGCCCCAGCAGCCCCUGGGAUGCUAUUGGUCUCAUCAUCACGCUGCGCAUCUGGAGGGUCAAGAGGAUCAUUGAUGCCUUUGUGCUGCAGGUGAAGGUGGACAUGGAGCUGGAGAUCCAGCAGUACGAGAAGGCCAAGGCGGUGAGGGAGGAGCAGCUUGACCGCCUCACUCAGAUCUGUCAGGAACAAGCAUUUGAGAUCAGACAGCUGAGGGCCCACCUGGCCCAGCAGGACCUGGAUCUGGUGGCAGAGCGCGAGGCAGCGAUGCAGAUCCACCACAUGUGGGGUAAACAAAGCAGCAGCGCUUUCCAGGAGGUGGACGGACUGGCCCCUGGGGCCUCUGAGCAUCAGGGCCCAGCUAAAGCUAGAGAGCCCAGGAGGCCUGCAGAUCACCAUGGCCAAGAUGACAUGAAUAACUACAUCAGCCAGUACUACAGCGAGGCGAGCAGUGAUAUGGGGAUCCCAGACCCGGCGCGCGUCAUCACCACUGCAGCCAUAGACGUGCACCUGCCCAACAACCCCAGCCAGCUUCCCCCCUCUCUGGUGAGCGCCGACGCAGUGCUGUCCAGCCGCUUGCGGCGGACCGGCAGCUCGGUCAGCGAGGCCUCCACGACCACAGUGUCCCGCACCAGCUUCAGUGCCCACCAGCACAGCAUCAGCAGCCAGACUCUUGGCUCCACCACAGACUGCAGCUCCACGGUGCGGGAGGCCUCCACCUCAACGGACUACAGCGACCAGCGCUGCUACCCUCCGCCCUACAGCAGCCCCCUGGCCCUGGGCACUCAGCCACGAGGCAGCCCCAGCGCCGUGGUGCAGGAGCUGCUCUCCUCUCUGCGCGAGGACUCGUGUCUCACACAGAAGGGCCUGGACCCCGUCAACCUCAAACCGCCCAGCCCAGCCGGUUCCACCAAGACCAGCCCCGAGCUGGAUCACAGGGUCAAUAUCUACAACAAGAGGAACCAGGACAUUCGAGCGGGGCUCCACUCCAAGCCGCUCAUCCACCUGCAGGGCAACGAGCCUCUUCUGGAGGAGAAGUACAGGAUGAUGGAGCCAGGAGAUGCUCCGGUCAACCGUCUGUCAGAGGCAUGACACUUGUCUUGACACUCGCAAGCGUUCUUCAGAUCAACAGAAAAAAUUAACGCUUUACUCAACUCCAAUGUUGUUGGGAGUCACUGGCACAUAAAGUCCAUGUCUGUCGUCCUCUUCGUGCUGAUGGAGCUGAGAGGAUGAACUUGCCGGAGCAGCACAAACAGAGGACAGAGGACUUGUUAUCAGGAACCACUUAUCAGGAAGUUACACUCACAGAAACACUUGAGUUUGACGGAGAAAAAAAAAAAAAAAGAGAAAAUUACUCAAAGAAACCAGCAACAGGGCUCGAGCCCAACAUUUUCAGACAACUUGUCUGUGCAGAAAAUCUGGCUUUUGAUAUGUAAAUUUCCUCGGAUACACUUUGUAGGAUUUUCCUGGACUGAUUUUACUGGAGAGCGACAGACUGGGAUCAGUGGAUUUAUCACAAGUGCAGGUGUGUCGGCUGUUUUGUCAGUCUAGUGUUUUCAAACUCACCAUGAACAGUCCUCUUUGAUGGACUGCUGCAGGGUACAUUGGAUCAGUUUCAACUUCUUACUAAACCUUUGUCUUUCUAUAUUAUCAGUGUUAACAUUUUUAUCUAAAUUCUACAAGUGGAAAGAGUGAGGAAAUCUUUUUGACUGGUGGACAACUGAGGUGAUUCAUUUUCAAUCCAGGUGCCAUGACUGGAAGGCGACCAAAAGAUGAGUUUAGAGUUCACCACAGCGUGUCCCCCACAUACCAAAUUAAUAAAUAAAAAUCUACCUGCAUAUGAUAAGAUUUCAUAUCAUCCAGGUCUAAAGUACUACCUUUUUAUGAUUUUAAUGUUUGGAAGCUUUGUAAAUAUAUUUAAGGAUGGGUUAUGAUCAUCAUCGUCAGUGAAAAAAUAUUGAGGGACUGGACCUACAGUAAAACGUUGGAAAGUGAGAUUAUAGCAUGAAUUAUUCAGAUUUGCCACCUAAAUACAGCAAACUAACCCUGUUUGUUUUACUGUCAAUAGGCUUUUUCUAUCUUGAUCAUGGAAAGAGGGCAUUACAAAAAUGAAUCCAAUAAAGGGAUGUCAUGACAAAAUGAGAAAGCCGGUUAUGACUUGUCAAUUUAAUACAUCAUUUUCAAAGAGCAUCUCAGUAAUUACAUCCUUUAGGUUAGUAUGAACAGCUACUGUACAUCGUCACAAAUCAGAGGACAAGGUAAGCAUUCCCCGAAGCAGCCCUUUACUGUACCUUAAUCAUGUGGACUACUGGAGGCACAAAAUAAACUCUUGCCAAAGGCAAGUACAAGCUUAGUCACUGAUGCUUUAACGCUUGUAAAGUGUAUUUAAAACUGGCAAUUGGUUCCCAUAUUGAGAGUGAUCUUCUGAUAAUGCUCAGAGAGAUGAUGAAAUCAUUUCUACACACAGAAGCUCACAGUGACAGAGGCUGUCAGUUCGUGAGGUCACUCUCACAGCUUCGCAGUGGUAGUUUAGUUGGACCUUUUGUUUCUCUCCUCACUUGUUCAGCGCGUCGGUCAUCUCGGGAACAGCCUGAAGAGAAAACAGAGAAAACAUUCUUAAAUAUAUUACAUUAUGGUCACAACAUGUUUUUUUUUUAUCAUUCCAGUGUACUUUUAAAUUAAUGAAUUCUUAACAAAACCCAAAAGAACUAAAUACCAGAGCCCGACCAAUUCACCUGUUGGCCGGUUCUAUCGGCCGAUAUGAGCCUUUCAGAGUUGUGUCUGUGUCGGCGUUGUUUUGCCGAAGAUAUGGAAACUUUUAUUCUACAGAAUAAACAAUGCAGAAAAGAUGUUUAUGUUAAAAAUUUUACAUUAAAAAAUUGUUGUUGUUUUUUAAGCCAA